Messenger RNA from Aplosporella prunicola CBS 121167, 1167 nucleotides. RefSeq lists its product as uncharacterized. Lineage: Eukaryota; Fungi; Ascomycota; Dothideomycetes; Botryosphaeriales; Aplosporellaceae. Bases 1 to 1167 code for a protein of 388 amino acids. Gene Ontology annotation, biological process: phospholipid biosynthetic process. The record is from RefSeq and is a predicted model, not a curated record. Gene Ontology annotation, molecular function: phosphatidylserine decarboxylase activity. The transcript is spliced from 2 exons.
AUGGACAAACUCACGUCCCACCUCCCCGCCAGCAUCGGGCACAGCGCAGGCUUCAGCGCGGCAUCCACGGCCCUCGAGCACAUCACGACCCUAGCCGCGCACCACAGCAAAGCGCCCGAAGAGACACUGCACCAGCCCGCGACGCACGCGCGCAGCCACGAAUGGCUGGCCGCCCUCUUCCCCUCGGCCGCGCACCUCGAGCAGCUCGAGGCCGACCACCACCUCGGCAACUACGUCAUCGACCGCCGCACUGGCGCAAAGUCCUUCGAGGCUAUGAGCAUCUACGUCCGCGUCGGCAUGCACUUGCUGUACUAUGGCAGCGCGCAGGAAAAGGCCCUGCAUUGGGCCCGCACCGUAAAGCUGCUUGAGCAGCAGAGCCGUAAGAUGGGCGAGCUGUAUGAUGCCCCGGAGAGUAGGGACCAUAUCCAGCCGUUUGUGGACAGUUUUGUGGAGGUUAAGAAUGGGCUUGCUGAGCUGAAGCAACCCGACCUCACCGCCUACCCCAACUUCAACGCCUUCUUCGCGCGGGAGCUCAAGCCCACCGCGCGGCCCAUCGACGAGCCCUCAGACCAACUCACCGUCUCCAGCCCGGCCGACUGCCGGCUCACCGCGUACCCGACCGUCGACCUCGCGACGCAAUACUGGAUCAAAGGCACGGGCUUCACGAUCUCACGGCUGCUCGGGUCCGACGAGCUGGCCGCGCAAUUCGCGGGCGGCAGCCUCGUCAUCGCCCGCCUCGCCCCGCAGGACUACCACCGCUGGCACGCCCCCGUCUCGGGCACCGUCGAGAGCGUCGCCGACAUCCCCGGCGCGUACUACACCGUCAACCCGCAGGCCAUCAACCAGGAGGGCACCCUCGACGUCUUCUGCGAGAACCGCCGCUCCGUCAUGACGCUCCGACGGGGCGCGAGCAACGCGCGGGUGGCUGUCGUCGCCGUCGGUGCCAUGCUCGUCGGCAGCAUCAAGUACGAGGAGGGCGCGGCGGUCGGGCGCGAGGUGCGCCGCGGCCAGUGCCUCGGCGCGUUCUACUACGGCGGCAGCACCGUCAUUGUCGUUUUCCCCAAGGGCGAGGUCGUGCUCGAUGAGGAUCUGGUCAGGAACUCGACCGAGCUGUCUUGUGAGACGCUCAUGCGUGUGGGCUGGCGCGUGGGGGCGGGCCCGGCCUGA